Molecule: messenger RNA, 528 nt
Organism: Acanthosepion pharaonis
Lineage: Eukaryota; Metazoa; Mollusca; Cephalopoda; Sepiida; Sepiidae
Source: the annotation of a GenBank genome assembly
AUGUCGCACCAGAUCGGGUUUAACGCUAGUUCCUACGUUGAAUUACCUAAUUUUACGUAUAACUCUACUUAUCUAUCUAUCUAUCUAUCUAUCUAUCUAUCUAUCUAUCUAUCUAUCUAUUUGCCUGUCUGUCUGUCUAACCUAUGUCACAACCGGUCGACUGAAGGUUUCCUCUCUUGCUGUCGACUUCUUUCUCUCGCACACCCCUUACACGUCGAGUCAGAAUUUUUCUCCCUACGCAAUCCCAAUUUGAGUCGCUACUGGCUGCCCACAAGCCCAGUAAGUACUUUUUUGUCGAAUAUGGAUUUGUGUAUGUGUGGUCACAUCUAUCUAUCUAUCUAUCUAUCUAUCUAUCUAUCUAAAAAUCACGCACAUAUAUUGUCGUGCAUGUGCGUGUGCUUGUGUGUGUGUGUGUUCUAUUCGUGCUCUCUCAUUCUUUCUCCAUCUCUCUCUCUCUCUCUCUCUCUCUCUCUCUCUCUCUCUCUCUCUCUCGUUCUUUCUUUGAGAACACGUCUUUGUGUAGAUUAA